CAGCAGACGACAAUCACCAAGGCACUUGACUUAUAUUUCCCCUGCGAGAGCUGUUGCGAGCUCUGAACUAGACCCAUGGACGCUUGAUCAACCACCCACAAUCCAUCCAUAACCCCCCGUCGCACUCGGUCUAUGUCUCCCCCGAACACAACUCCGCAAUCCGAUGCAGCCCACGACAGCCACGCCGAAAGGGAGCUAGACAAGGUGGACGACCAGCACGAUGUAGCCACGAGCAAAGAAAGCGCGCCUUCCGCAGGGCAGCCUACCGCGUCUAAAGCAACGACAGAUGACGCGAACACGGCGACCGACGCGGGGCAGCCUAGCCAUGUCGAGGCCCAAGACGAGGGGCAUGCUGGCAAGGAAGAGCCCACAGACGGGGUCGAGAAAGCACCUGAAACAUCAGAGGAGACGAAUAUCGCCCCAACAGGUCCCGGGAAACCCCAAGAGAAAGACACAGAAGCUGCACAGCCAGCAUCCACCGCGCCGAUAGAGGAGCUCACCACCAAGACAGAGAACACAACGCUGGACCGAGCAUCAACACCACCGCCUGAGCUCAGCGAGAAAUCCGCAGGCAAAGCGCCCAUACAAUCACCGUCCCCUCCUCCUCCACCACCCAAAGACGACAAAUACCUGACAACCAGCAACGUGCCCAGCCGGACCACAUCCCCAAUGUCGCAGGAACGGUCGAGUGGGAGAAACUCGGAAGAUGCUGCGGCUGAUGACUAUGGUGCGAACCAUGACGGCACGGGAGACGCGGUAGACAACUCGCAGGAGGAGAUACAGAGCAUUAUGGAUCAGUUCCAAGGGGAUGGUGGGCCUGGCGAGAACGAGAUCAUGUCGCCUAGGUUGGAAAUCGCGAACCCCAUGUUAGAAUCUCCGUCGACGCCGUACCCCCCGCGAAGAUCAAGUCUCGUGCCGCUCGACAAGCCCUUGCCCAUUCCGGCUGACGAUUCAGCUUCGACCGCCCCGCUCCAAUCACCACCUCCUCGUACAUCCUCCCUGCAUCGCGUAGGCACCGGCACGUCCUUCGCCGAACCGUCAUCGCCCAGUGCACAUGCCUCGAAGUACAAGCCAGCGCAGCCAGCACCCGAGCCCGAACCAGACCUUCCCUUCGACUUCCACCGCUUCCUUGAACAACUGCGUCACCGGACAGCAGACCCCGUCGCCAAGUUCCUGCGCUCUUUCCUGCUCGAGUUUGGAAAGAAGCAAUGGAUGGUACAUGAGCAAGUCAAGAUCAUCGGUGACUUCCUCGAAUUCAUCAGCAAGAAGAUGGCACAGUGUGAAGUUUGGCGCACCGUCUCAGACGCUGAGUUCGAUAACGCGAGAGAAGGCAUGGAGAAGCUAGUCAUGAAUCGGUUAUAUACACAAACCUUCUCGCCUGCGAUCCCUCCUCCAGAGCCGGCAUCACCCCGUAAGGGCCGACGGAGACAGGAGCCGCCUGGACCAGGCCGGAGGGGCCAGCACCAAGAGGAUGUAGAGCGGGAUGAAGUGUUAGCGCAGAAGGUGCGUAUAUACAAAUGGGUUAGCGAAGAGCAUCUGGAUAUCAAACCAGUAGGCGAGAAGGGGCGCAAAUUUCUGCAUCUCGCCCAGCAGGAGCUAUUGAAGAUCAAAAGCUACCGGGCGCCUAGGGACAAGAUCAUCUGCAUCUUGAACUGCUGCAAGGUCAUCUUUGGAUUUCUGAGGACGUCGAACUCUGAUCAAUCAGCCGAUGCUUUCGUACCACUACUCAUUUACACAGUACUUCAAGCGAACCCCGAUCAUCUCGUCUCCAAUGUACAAUACAUUCUACGGUUCCGGAAUCAGGACAAACUUGGUGGAGAAGCUGGCUACUACAUAUCAUCAUUAAUGGGCGCCAUCCAGUUUAUCGAGGGUCUCGACAAGACGUCAUUGACAGUUACCGACGAGGAUUUUGAGAAGAAUGUCGAAGCGGCCGUCUCGGCCAUCGCUGAGCGCCACGCAGCUGAAGAGGCCGAAUCUUCAUCAUCAUCCGCAUUAUUGCAUCCUACUGCGCCUAGCCACAAGCGUAUGCCAUCACCCCAUUAUCAUCACAUAGCGGAAAAGACGACACCACUGCGACCAGAGCUCACACAAAGAAACUCCAUGGAGGCGGAGACCGCAGGGCCGCGACGGUCAACAAGUCUAAAAGAUUGCAAGUCCGAAGCAGAGCAGCCAGAGGAAGAGAACGCAGCCGUCGCAGGCCUAUUGCGAACUAUACAACGGCCGCUCAGCACAAUCGGUCGCAUCUUCUCCGACAACGAUACAAACCAUCCGUCUGGACCUGCAGCGGCCCAGAAACCACAACUACCGCCACGUGCGUCAACUGAGUUUCCCGGCAACACGAGCGAGAAGCAACGCCCGUCACAUGAAGAAGACCGACAAAGGCAGAGGUUGACGGCUGAAGACGCCGCAGCGCGACAAGCUUCGGCUGAAGCAGAGGAAGCGAGGCGCAUACAACGGCAGGAACACAAGGUUGUAGUCGAGACGCUGACGGGCAUGUUCCCCCAACUGGACAGGGAUGUCAUCGACGAUGUCGUGCGGCAGAAAGAGGGCCGGGUCGGUCUUGCAGUUGACGCAUGUUUAGCAUUAGCGAAUCCUUGAUAGACUUAUUCAUCUUUUCGGUCGAGUUCUUGGAGAAACUUGGCCUUUCUAUAGUGAACCAAGAGCUACUUUACGUUGCGUCAUCUACAUUA
Messenger RNA from Alternaria rosae, 2690 nucleotides. RefSeq names its product vacuolar protein sorting-associated protein 9. The record is from RefSeq and is a predicted model, not a curated record. Gene Ontology annotation, biological process: vesicle-mediated transport. Bases 133 to 2598 code for a protein of 821 amino acids. The transcript has 2 exons. Gene Ontology annotation, cellular component: cytosol; endocytic vesicle. NCBI's taxonomy places the organism in Eukaryota, Fungi, Ascomycota, Dothideomycetes, Pleosporales, Pleosporaceae. Gene Ontology annotation, molecular function: ubiquitin binding; guanyl-nucleotide exchange factor activity; small GTPase binding.